Molecule: messenger RNA, 6003 nt
Organism: Tetrahymena thermophila SB210
Lineage: Eukaryota; Ciliophora; Oligohymenophorea; Hymenostomatida; Tetrahymenidae
Product: cation channel family protein
Exons: 19
Biological process (GO): calcium ion import across plasma membrane
Cellular component (GO): membrane; voltage-gated calcium channel complex
Molecular function (GO): high voltage-gated calcium channel activity
Source: RefSeq, a predicted model, not a curated record
AUGGAUGCCUCUCUUACAGGAAAUGUUAAAAGUCCACAUGUUUAAUUCGACUCACUAAAUUAAAUGAGUCCCCAUUUUAAUCAGUAGGGUGGAAUAAUAGAAGCAUUAAAAAAUAAUGCAAAUUUUACAAAAAGAAAUAACGAAGAUUUAGAUGACGAUUAUUUAUCAUUUCUAUCAUCAAAUGGAAGAAUUAAUUUCUAAAGUUAAAUAAGUGAGUUAAAAAGUGAUAUAAAUAUCCCUCAAACGCAAGGAUUUUUUUCAAAAACUAGAUAAAAACAAUAACCAUCAAUAUGCGAAGAAUAGGAAUUUGAAUCUACCAAAAAAGUAUCGAAAUAAAAUACUCUUCCAGCAAACACGAAAUUAAAUGAAUAAAAUGAUAAUAAAGAAAAAAUUAAAAAUAAUAAGCAAUAGAGAAGAUCCUUAUUUGUACCUAAUAGCUCUGAUAUAGAUAUAGAAGAUCACAACUAAGUUGUUCUUAGAUCAACAAUACGAAAGCUGACAUAGAGAGGUGUUGUAUUGAAAGAUCAAAAAGAAUAAAAUACAAUAAACGAAAUAAAAGAUAAAGAAGAGUCUCCUAAGAAUGAUGAUAAUUUCUUGUUUGCUACUAACUUGAAAGAUUUAAUCAAAUUAGAAAAUGGUAUCCUUGAGCACGAAGCAUUCUAGAUAAUGAAGCCAAGUAUAAUCAAUCCCUUAUUUGUAGAUAAGACUUCCUUUCGAUAAACAAAAAAUAGAACCAAAGAAAUUAUACAAGAAAACUUAGAUGAAGAUUCCUAAUAAGUCAAAGAACAGCCAGAGGAGUCAUAAAAGCCACCAGAAUAACUGCAUUGGAAGGAUAAUCUCAAAAUUUUUCUUAAAUCUAAGAGGUAUAACACCUUUUUUAUAGCUCUAUCAUUACUAAAUUUGCUAGCGUUUAUGGUUGAUGAUUAUAGCAGUAGAAGACCAACAGGAGCCACUGAGAACAGUAACUUGAGAAGUACUUUUGCUGAAACUAUUUAAUUUUCGUGCUCUUUUAUAUUUGUGAGUGAUAUAAUCCUUCAGAUAAUAUACAGAGGAUUUUGGAAAUAAAAAAAUGCUUUUUUUAAAAAUCCAUGGCAUCUUUUUAAUUUUUUUAGUGUUUUAUCUAGCGUUAUAGUAGGUUUUACUGGAUCUCUAAAUGCUUUUUCUAUUAUUUUAAGAGUUUUAGGAAUGCUUAGGCCUCUUAAGCUUAUAUAUCAUAUAAAACCAUACAAAAAAUAAUUAGAGAGAUUUAUUAGAUCUGUGUCUUUACUUGGAGAAAGCAUAAUUAGACUCUUUAUCUUUAUGGUUUUUUUUACAAUUUUAGGUCUAAAUAUAUUCAAAGGAUCACUUGAAUACAGGUGUAGAGAAACACCUAACCCUCCUGAAAAUUCUGAAAUUUGGUAAGUCGCAGAAGAUGUCCCAUUUCUGUGUGGUUACUGGGCAUGUCCAGGUGAUACAUACUGUCGCUCCCCGUAUGAUUAUGAUUUAAGUUAUAACAAAGAAGAAAUUGACAUCCCAGAGAUGGCAUAUGGAUUUAUAAGUUUUGACAAUUUUUUCAAGGCGCUUCUCACAAUAAUUCAUAUAACUUUUAUUAUGAAUUGGAGUAGAAUUACAUUCACUUAUUGGAGAUAUGUAAAUACUUUGUUUGUUAGCGCUUACUUUACUUCCGCAUGUAUAUUCCUGUUUCAUAUUUUAAUUAAUAUGAUUCUAGCUAUAUUUUAUGAUAGUUUCUAGUUAUAGAAAGGCAUCAAAAAUUUUAGAGAAUACAAGCUGAUUAUCGCAUAAAAGCAAGAAUAAAAAAAUAGAGUUAAAUUAAGAAAUCUUGAAAAUGAAAUGUCUAAAAUUAUGCUAGAAAAAGAAAAUGAAAAGAAGAAAAUUUUAGAAUAAAAAUAAUAAGAAAAAAAUAAUGCAAGCUAGGUUAAAAAAAAGGUUUUACUUAUUGCAUCAAUAGCAAGUAAAUUUAAGAAAAUUGGAUCAAGUUAAAAAAACGAGAUUUCAGAUGCUUAGCAGCCAAAUUCAAACUUAUAAAUAUCAGUUAAUAAUGAGCUUAAUAAUGCAGGAGAAUAAUAAAAUUAAAUUUCAAGUGAAGAGUUUGAAGAUCCUCCAUUAUUAGUGAAAAUUUACAUGUCUUUCGCCUACCAGUUUAUAUCAUAAUUUUAUAUUUUAAUUUCAAUAAUUGUGAUUACUCUAGAUAGGUAUCCAAUUUCUCAAGCAGAGAGUGAUGUUUAUCUUAUAAUUUAGCUUUGUCUAAAUUUACUUUUUAUCAUGGAAAUUACUUUUAAAGUAUUAUUACUAUAAAGGGAUUAUUUCAAAAGCUGGUUAAAUGUUUUAGAUUCCAUAAUAGUCAUGGUUAUUACUUCAAUCAACAUUUACUAUUUAGUUAGAUUAUGUGAAGGUCUUGAAAAUCCUUUAGAGUCUGAAAGCCUAAGAGGAUUACAAACGGCUAAAAGUAUUGAAAUUUUGAGAAUUUUUUAGCUUAUAAACUAUAAUCCAUAUCUAAAAACUGUUUAAUAUCUGAUAGAGAUUUUUGUAUAAUCAAUUAUAAAGCUAAGCUAUUACUUUUUAAUUAUUAUUGCAUACUGUGUGCUUUUUGCUUUGAUUGGUAAUUAUUUGUUUGCAUUUUAUGCAUACUUUGAUGCAAAUGAAGAGAUAGCUCAUGACAAAUCAGAAGGAAAAUCCCCAAGAAUUAAUUAUGAUUCCUUUUUAGAUAGCUUUGAAGCUAUAAUGCUCAUUAUUUUAAAUGAUGAAUGGGCUGAUUAAAUGUACUAUUAUAUGAGGUCAUUAGGUUAGUAUGUAGCAAUUUUUUGGGUUAUUGUAGUUUUCACAGGAACUAUGUUAGUCAUGAAUCUACUGAGAGCUCUUUUUAUUAAAACUUACUUAAAAUACCUUUACAAUUCUAAUAUAGGUAUCCAUGAAUCUGUUGAUAAAUUAUAAAAUGCAAUUAAAAAAUUUCACAAGUUUGGUGAAGUUUAAACUCCAUUACCUUAAAAUGAUCAUCCUGGAAUACAGAAUAAAUUCAUUUUAAGGCUUUCUAAUUACAAGCUUAAUAUAUUUUAGAAUAAGCGUUAUGUUUUGCUGAUGUAGUAUUGUUCCAGAAUUGAAAAUUCUCCAUACUUUAUUAACUUUUUGAUAUUUUUAACAGUUGCAAAUACUGCUUUGUUAGCUGCACAAAGUCGCUUAGAUGAUCCAAAUUCAACAAAAAUUAAGACUCUUAGAGCUUUGGAGAUGAUUACUAUGGUUAUUUAUUUCUUUGAAGCUUUGAUUAAAAUAAUAGCUAGAGGAUUCUUGUUAAAUGGACCUAAUAGCUAUAUGAGAUAAUUUAAGAAUAUUUAUGAUCUCUUUUUGCUUAUAACUUAAAUUAUAAGCUUGCUUGUUUACCCAGACUAUGUAAUUUUUAGAACAUUGAGAACUCUCAAUUUGUUCCAUCUUUCAAAAUAUUUUGUCGGUGUGAGAGUUAUGCUAGUUUCUUUGUCAUAAUCUGUUCCUACAAUCCUGAGACUUUUAUUAUUUACUUUCUGUAUAUUAAUCGUUUUUGCUAUAAUACCUAUGAAGUAGCUCAAAGGUAAAAUGUAUUACUGUGCAUCAUUAGAAAGAGAAAAACUUGAAAGCAUUCACUCUAAGCAAGAUUGUCUAGAUGAAGGAGGAGAUUGGCUCAAUAAUUUAUAAAAUUGGGAUAAUGUUCUUUUUAGUUUAUUUAAUCUCUUUAUUAUGGCAUCAUGUGAGGGGUGGAGUAUACUUAUGGGCCAAGCUAAUGAUGCAAGAGGAGUUGAUUUAAAUCCUCAAUAAAAUCAGGAAAAAGAGUGGUCAGUCUAUUUUAUCAUUUAUUUCAUUCUCGGUAAUAUUAUGCUCUUCAAUGCAUUCACAGGAGUUAUGAUUGAGAAAUAUAUUGAAAUAAAAAAGAAGUUUGCUCUUUAGUAAGAAAUUGUUCAUGUAAAAGAUGCAACUAAACUUGAAAGACAAUCUACAAAAAUUAGAUUUGAUUUACAUUAGCAUAUUGAUGCAGGAGAUGAAGUUGUUGAAUGGAUGGAAAUCAAAAAAAGCAUUUACGACACUCGAGCUCCAAAAGUGUACUCUAAACCCACUAAAGAACAAGACUACCUUCGUCAUUAUCUCUAUAUUUUAAUAAAUCACAAACAUUAUAAAAUGUGUAUGGAUACAUGUAUUAUACUAAGCACUAUUUGCUUUGCACUUAACUACUGGAGGGCACCUGAUUUAUAUGAAUAAAUUUUACUUAAUUUAAAUUAGCUGUUUCUGAUCAUUUAUAUCAUUGAAAUUGGUCUCAAGAUUUACACUGAAAAAUUCUUAUUUUUUGCUAGCAGAUUUUAAAUAUUUGAAUUAAUUAUGGUAAGUUUGUCUUUAGUUUACUUGAUUAUGUAAGGAACUUUAGAUAUGAAAGAUUUUAAAAUUCAUCACAGAGAAAUAGUCCUUUGUAUGGAAUUCAUAUCUGUAUUCAGAGUUUUAAGAUUAGCAAAAACCAUCACAAUUGUAAAAAAGACUCUGAAUAUUUUAUUCUACAUCCUCCCAGAAAUAGCACCUGUAGCUGGAUUACUUCUCUAUUUAAUAUAUAUGUAUGCUUUAAUUGGUAUGCAAAUAUUCCCAUUCAUUAAAGUUUAGAAUACCUUAAAUGGUUAUGAUUAGCAUUUCAAGACAUUCAACACCGCAGUUUUUACUUUGAUCAGAGUAGCAUCAGGAGAAUAGUGGUUUUAUGUUGUUAAUGAUGCUGUUAGAUAGCAAUAGCCUAAUUUUGUUUGCUAGACCAUAUCUAAUUAUGAUGACUAUAUAAAUAAUGGAUUAAAUGGAUGCGGAACAUAUUGGGGUUAUAUCUAUUUUUUUAGUUUCCAUCUAUUUGUAAGUGUGAUCAUCUUGAACUUAUUUAUUGCAGUGCUAUUGGAAUUAAUUAUUGGUUAAAAUACAGCUAUGAGCAAGUAUCAAUUAAGUAAAAUUAAAGAAUUAUGGUCUGAAUAUGAUAAAUAAGGUUAUGGAUUCAUUAAUUAUGAAGAUUUUUGGGAGUUUAGCUUUAGAAUCGCAAUGCUUUAUGGAGUUGAUGAAGCUGAUAUUUCCAAUCCUGUUUAAAAGAAAAACUUCCUUAAAUUUUUGUAGCUUCCUCUGUAUACGCAUACAAAUAAAGAAGGAAAAAGUUAUUUUGGAUUUAGAUUCCACGAUGUUGUUAUUUAAAUGACAUAAGUUUCUCUCUUUUUAAGAUUUGGAAUUUUACCAGGUGGACCAUAGGAAGACCCUAAAAGAAUCGAAUAAUUCUAUUAAGAGUUAGAUCAAAAAAAUAAAUUUGUUGCCCAUAAAAGUCACUUAAAGAGUGGUGAUAUUGCUGUAAUUGUUAUAAUUUAAAGAAGAAUAAAAAAUUGGAUGGAAAGAGGAAAGCAUCUUUAUAAAAUAAAGAAAGAAAAUCCUGCUCAAUAUGCUGAAAAACUUAAUGAAUACCACUAGUCUUAUAGGAGUUUGAAUAUUAAUAGUAUUAUAAAAAUAAGCUAAAAAGACUAGGAGGAAGAUGCUUAAUCUAUCAUAAAACCUCAUGGAAAAAAAUAGAUAUUCAGUAAUUUUAGUAACAUUGCCACAGCAAGAUAAACAGGUGAAAAAUCGAGUGAAGGAGAAAGUAGUUAACAAGAUAGUGAUAAGCAAAAUGAAUCUGAAGGAUCAUCUCACUUCUCUGAAAAGUAAAUUUAAGAAACUCCUAAUUUAAUGAGUGGUUUAUUCGAAAGCAUUUAAUAACAUGAUUUUAACAAAAUUUACUCAAAUAAAUUUGAGAGCAUAAGUCUAAAAUAAAAAAAUAUAGAAUCUUCUUACAAAAAUUUCGCAAAUGUUUAAAAUGUGAAGGAUUCAAAUAUAAAUAUAAUUAAUUAUUAUAAUAUUACAAAUAACUACUAUAAUUCUAAUUUCAAUCUCUAAAAGUCAUCUUAAAGUAGCUAAGGCUAGUUAGAUUCAUUAUCUUCCAGACCAAUUAAAUAAACAGAAUAAAUAGAUAUUCCAAGUGAAAAAAUAAAAAAACUUUGA